AUGGCGGAGAUCCCGCUACGCGCGCUGCCGGUGGACUGGCGCGGCGAGGAGGUGCUGUCGCUGCACGAGGAGUGCUUGAUACCGGGCUGGCACUUUUUCUAUAGAGGGGACCGGAUCUACCCGGUGCACCGGUUCCUGCUGCAGCGCAACGUGCGGGUACAGUUCCUGAACAUCGUGAAGAAGAACCUCUGGUGCGAGGCGCUGUCCAUCAAGUUCCAGAAGGCGCUCAGCAACCUCGGCUUCUUCGGCUUCUACGACAAGAGCGGCUGCACCUGCGUCAGGGACCCCGAUAGAAUGGCUCAGCCGUGCCAUGGCAUGUACGGGGCGCCGCUGGUGUGCCGCGGCAAGGCGGUGGCGAUGCUGAUGGCGCCGGACGCGCAGUGGACCAACUGCACCGGCAUGAGCAACCUGGUGCACCUCCUUGGUGCCCCAUACCUCAAGAGAUUCAUGGAGUGCGUCAACGUGCUGUUCGAGCCGGACCUCAUGCCGGACUGGAAGACCAUGAAGAAGCAGAUCUUCGAUGACCCGAGCCACGACCAGUACGACUACGUGCCGGCGCUCUACGACAAGCUCACGCUCGGCUCCAGCGAGUCCGACACCGCGGAGGAGUGAGCGCUCGCCACUCGCCGCCCAGCGCACUCCUUAUACUUCAACCACACCAACGCGUGCAUCAAAGGCCAAUGACAGGUCGCUUGACCCAUGACAGUUCACGCGACCUGUUAUUUCCCUAUGAUCGCGCCGGCGAUGGCGAUGUGCACGCGUUGGUGUGGCUGAAACUUUAGGCGGGUUUUAGACUCGCGCUGAUCGCUCGCUGAUCGUCGGCGCUUUCAGAUCAAUACGUUACUGAGUGACGCGUCAUUCAUUUCGGCUGUUAGCGCUGACGGUCAGGGUGCGUCAGCGCGAUUCUAAAGAUUCCAGGUUUAUACCCUGUUGCUAGCAGUAGUAGCAUGCAAAUUAUGACUGUUUUGAUAUUUAUGAAGUAGAGCCUUACAAGUAAAGCUA
Messenger RNA from Ostrinia nubilalis (European corn borer), 1002 nucleotides. RefSeq lists its product as uncharacterized. The transcript has 5 exons. Bases 1 to 612 code for a protein of 203 amino acids. The record is from RefSeq and is a predicted model, not a curated record. NCBI's taxonomy places the organism in Eukaryota, Metazoa, Arthropoda, Insecta, Lepidoptera, Crambidae.